UGGAUUUUUCAAAUCGCACAUCGGCGAGGACAUCGCCUCUCUCUUUUGCUUACUUCGCUAUAAACCCUAAGUUUCUAGGAAAUGGCAGAAGAAAACUUUGAUGGACAAGAGACAGAAGUGAUGCCUGAAAACUCUGUUCCUGUAGAAGUUGAAGUGUCUGAGAAUGAAGAAAGUGAGGAGGUAGAAACUGAAAUUACCGAGAAGGAACAAGGAGAUGCUGCCAUGGAAAUCCCUGCAGAAAAGAAAUGGCCUGGAUGGCCUGGAGAGAAUGUUUUUAGGUUGUUGGUCCCUGUGCACAAGGUUGGCACCAUAAUUGGUCGCAAGGGAGAGUACAUAAAGAAAACUUGUGAAGAAACAAAGGCCCGCAUCAAGAUUCUUGAUGGGCCUCCUGGGACUAUGGAAAGAUGUGUAAGUUUAUUAACAAAUUUCUUUAUUUUGAAAUUGAAAUUGCAAUUGGUUGCUGCAUGCAUGGUAGAGUUCUGUUGGAUGGAAUUGAUCAAUAUCAUUUUGGUACAUCAUGAAUUUUAAAUCUGCUUCAACUUAUGUCUAAAAUUAUCUGUAUAGUGUAUUAGUGUGUAAUUGUGUAUUUGAAACAGAAAAGCAAGUAUCCUAACGAUGUUGAAAGUAAAAUAUAACUAUAAUUACAAGAAUGUUACCUUGUCACAUCAAUCAUUCUUUAUGAAUUUUAUCAAAUACCAACAGAAAGACCUUUCUGUUUGUGUGUCUACAACUAAGUUUCAGUUCAAUAAGCUUUAAAACACAAUACCUUAAUACCACGAUCCUUGAAAUAAUUUGGUAAAAGAAGAGUAUAUACUGAUACGAGGAUGAUUUACCAACCAAUAAUAGGUAGACAAUCUUAAGUAACAAUAUCAACAUAAAGUUUGUAUAUAAUGCAAUAGAAGAAGUAUAUGGAAAAGUUGAAACUAAAAAAAAAAAAACAACACUCAGACCUUAAGGAAACAAGUUUAUUAUAUCACAAUGACUAGGUGAAUAUGUGCAGGUUCUCUCAAAUAUAAGGCAACAUUUCAAUUGUCAAAGUGGUUUCAUUUAGAAGAGCCAAAGAUCCAGAAGUGCUGAAAAGUCACUCUGAAUAAAUGUCCGAAGUACCCCUGGCGGAUGUCACUACCAAAAAGCUUCCUAUGUCAUCUGGUCUUGAUUUCUGCAAAAGAGGAACCAGAUGCUUCGAUUCCUCCUGCAAUGGAUGGCUUACUGAAAAUCCAUAAACGUGUAACGGAUGUGGAUGCUGAUCCUACUCAUCCGCCAGCUGGAGGUACAAUCAGCACAAGGCUACUUGUGGCUGCCACACAAGCAGGAAACUUGAUAGGAAAGCAGGGUGCCACCAUAAAAACCAUCCAAGAUUCUUCCGGUUGUGUAAUUCGAGUGCUCGGACAAGAAAACCUCCCUGUAAUUGCUCUGCCUGAUGAUAGUGUUGUGGAGGUGCAAGGGGAACGUGAAGGUGUACACAAGGCGGUUGAACUCAUUGCUUCACAUUUAAGAAAGUUUUUAGUUGACCGCAGUGUCAUCGGGAUAUUUGAAAAACAGAUGCAAAUGCCAAGUGGCAGGGGAAACCAGGAGAUGGCGGCGGCUCCCCAACCAUGGGCGGCACCACCAGCACCACCGGCUCAAAAUUUUCCAGGUGGUGGGCCGGGAUACAGACCGGCACAAUUCAUGCCACCUCAGCAUCAGUUUGACAACUACUAUCCACCUCCAGCAAUGGAUAACCAGCCACCACGGCAGCUUCCGCCAUCAUAUGGCAGAGACACCGCCAGUAUGGGAAUGCAUAUGGCGCAACAGGAGUUGAUGGUGAGUAAGGUGUCACAGAACAUGCAGGUUCCGCUGACAUAUGCGGAUGCGGUUAUCGGGACAUCGGGAGCUAAUAUAAGUUAUAUACGGCGUGCAAGUGGGGCCACGAUUGCAAUUCAAGAAUCUCGCGGGAAUCCCGAUGAAAUGACGGUUGAGAUUAAUGGAUCCGCUUCACAGGUUCAGACAGCUCAGCAGUUGAUUCACAACUUCAUGGCUGAUGCUGCACAGAAUCCAACUGCUGCUGCUGCUGCUGCACCACCGGUGGUGGCUACUACCCAAGGCGUCGGUGGUGGGUAUAACCAGUAUCCUGGUUACCCGUCUCAGCCUGCGCCACCUGGACAUCCACCUGCUGCUGGUGGAGAUUAUGGCAGCGCCCCCAUGUAUGGGGGCAGUUAUGGGUACUAGAAGGCGGUCACAGUUUCUGUUGUAUCCAAGAUGCCUUGUUUUGUUUAGAUAGUCGGUUGGCUAUUUGAUGAUUUGAUAAUACUGAAUACAAAGUGUUCGUUUUUUUUUUUUCUUCCGUAGUGGAUUAUUUAUUUAGUGUGUGAUUUUUGUUUGAAUGAUGGUUUUCUGUUUAUGGGCAUUACAUCCAUUUGUUUUGGUUGUUUUAUUUAUUUAUUUAUUAUUGGG
Lactuca saligna is the source of this 2433-nucleotide messenger RNA. The record is from the annotation of a GenBank genome assembly. Lineage: Eukaryota; Viridiplantae; Streptophyta; Magnoliopsida; Asterales; Asteraceae.